UCGAGCAGGUGAUGACGUGAGGAGGAGCAGUGGACCUGACAAGGUAAAUAAAAAUCUGGCUUACCUCGCCUCUUCCGCCGAGAUAACCACCUAUCCUCAUCCCCAACAUCAUGCCCACCACAGGCGGCGUCGUCGACGCCUUCAAGAAUCUCAUCCGCCAUGGCAAGAACCACACUGCCAGGCAGCACAAUGACGCCGGCCAGUCCGAGUAUGCUAUGCCACAGCAGCAGCAACAGUACCAAGCCCCUCAACACCACCAACAACCUCAACGACAGGCGCGGGAACAGCCACGCGAAGGACAGCAACAACAGCAAACACAGAAGGCUGCCUCGCCCAGGUACAAGGAGGAACUUGAGAAGCUCGUCCAAGAGGAACGGGAGGCCAAGUCCAAGAUGCCAAUUUAUAAGGGGCUGGAGAACUACAAGCUCUUGGACAAGAUGGGAGACGGCGCUUUUUCGAACGUGUACAAGGCAAUCGACCUUCGUACGGGUCAGAGAGUUGCAGUCAAGGUUGUCCGCAAAUACGAACUUAGCGCGUCACAAGAGGGGGAAAAGCAUUUGAAUAAAGAGUUCAAAAAGAAGCCGCGCGUGACAGAGGUGCCAUUUGCUCGUCCAUCCAUCAAUUGUGUAGCUGAUAUAGUAUACUGCAUGUUGUGUAGCGCUCGAACAUUCUCAAGGAGGUGCAAAUUAUGCGUGGCAUCAACCACCCGUCGAUAGUCAAACUCUCGUCGUUCUUCGAGUCCGCAGAGCACUACUUUUUGGUUCUAGAACUGAUGGAGGGAGGCGAGCUCUUCCACCAGAUCGUCAAGCUUACCUAUUUCAGCGAGAAUUUGGCACGGCACGUCAUCCUCCAGGUUGCGCAGGGAAUCCGAUACCUGCAUGAGGAACGUGGUGUCGUACACCGUGACAUCAAGCCCGAGAACCUUCUUUUUGAACCGGUACCCAUCGUACCCUCUAAGAACCCGCUACAGAAGCAAUUCGAUGAGGAUAAGGAGGACGAAGGCGAAUUCAUUGUCGGCAUUGGUGGUGGUGGCAUUGGUAAAGUGAAGAUCGCCGACUUCGGCCUCAGUAAGGUCGUCUGGGAUGAACAAACGAUGACGCCAUGCGGAACUGUCGGUUAUACAGCACCCGAGAUCGUCAAGGACGAACGAUACAGCAAGAGCGUUGAUAUGUGGGCCCUCGGCUGCGUCCUCUAUACCUUGCUCUGUGGAUUCCCACCAUUCUACGACGAAAGCAUCAACGUCCUGACAGAGAAGGUUGCGAGAGGCCACUACACUUUCCUGAGCCCUUGGUGGGAUCCGAUAAGCGCAACAGUGAAGGACCUGAUUACCCACCUGCUCUGCGUUGAUCCUGCUCAGCGAUAUACCAUCGACGAGUUUCUCAACCACCCAUGGUGUAAAGCUGCGCCUGGGCCGCCGCCGCCGCCUACGCCUGGGCCAGACCUCCAGAACAUGCCCCUUGAUUCACCACUUCUCGCAGCAGUCCGCGGUGGAGGGCGAGAGGCGCGAUCACCAGGUAUCGCAACGCUCAAAGAGGCGUUCGAUAUCACUUACGCAGUGCACCGUAUGGGAGAAGAGGGUGCUCGGAAACGCGCUGCCAAGGGGGGCGCGAAUCGCGGUUUCCUUGGCGGACUCAACGAGGAGGACGAAGAUGCUUCCAUGGAGGAGGACGAACAUAUUGUGGCUGAGGCGCGACAACGGCAUGGCGAGGAAACCGACGAUCGUCGAGCGCAAGUGGUCGCACCGCAGCAGCCGCCGCAAGGUGCAGGUGCGAAGGUCGCCGCGAAGCGGGCACUACAAGGUGGAACGGCGCACGUCAAGGCUAACUCGCCUAUUUACGACGGUCGUGCGGGUCAGAGAGACAGGGGCAGGAAGACGGGGGCGGGGGCAGUGUCGUUCGAGCUCGAUCUGCAGGGCGCGACGCUGCUUGGCCGGCGACACAAGCGAGGUGGUGAGGGCGCGUCUGCGAUGAGCAGUGGUAGCAGUCCGUUGGCUCAAGGCGGGUUCUCUAUCGCUCCUUGUCAUAUUAUGUCUCGUGGUUACUCGCCAGUCAAGUUGCCAGUUGGCCACCAAGCUGACACAAACAGAGUACGCGGCGCCACGAAGGACGCUCCGCACACGCGGCAAAGAAGCGCCGGUAGCCUGAAGUUCGGCUCUGCGAAGCGGUCAGGCCAGGACACCCUCGUCAUGCCUUCAGAUGUCCAAUCCCCACCACAAGAGACAGCGGAUACAAGUUCGAGCUUCGUCUCACAGAUCCUUACCCCGGGGUCCUCGCUACAUCCUACUUUCCUGCUCGUACUCGACGGCGCCUUCGCCGUGCUGCUCUGCGUCUUCCUCGCACUGCUAUUCUUGACCGGGGGCAGCAUCCACAUCUUAGUGCUAAUCGGAAUCCAAGGGUGUCUAUGGGCAAGCAUAAAAUGGUGCGCAGUCUGUCACGGCGACGGUGCUCUGAUACUGAGUGUGUCAAGGUUCGUCACCGAGCUCCAGAAGGCUGUUCCUCCCGCUGCAGAGCAGAAGACGGAACGGAAGGAGAAGAAUGAAUGAAUGAACCCGUAUUACAAUACAAACGCCAUACGACAUAAUCUACAAUACAGCAUACCCCUUUGGCCCACAUGAUAUUCAUCGCCGCCCGCGUUCAGUCAUUUCGUACCACCUCUUCGUUUUCCGCGCACUGUCUUGUGCCGACGCGAACACUGCUCUCAAGUAAGCACAAUCACGUCCAAAAGGUAAAGACAAACACGUACGCUCGCGUUCCGUGCCAUCCAGUCCUUCGCGAAACGCCAGAGUGCCGUCGCUGGCACCCGCACCACCCCCCGACACAUUUAUCGAAGCGAAGUGUUGGGCUUGAUCAAUGACUUCUGGGAGCCGGGCACGAAAUGUCUGGGAUGAGGAGAGACAUGGAGUCAGGAGGGGAUAUCACACAAUGGAGAGGAAGGCGGACCUUGACGAGGAUGUUCGAGAUUUCGUUGGCGGGGACAUCAUCAAGCCUGUUGCAUGAAUGGAGACAGAUGAGAAGUUAUCUAGGGGUAGUACGCACAGUUUCAUGAUCAUGCGGCCGAAGCCAUACCACAGGCCCCCUUGGCCCACCAGAUUGGACAAUUUCACACUUCGUGCCUCCGCGUUCAGUGCGUUCCGCACUCGUGCUUGGAAGGGUGGCGGUAUAUUGAAGUCUGCGUAAUCGCUACGAAACAAAGUCGGUAGCCACAGACGAGCGCAGACGUCUGAAACGCACGAAUAUAUGAGGAUGUAGGCCAUCCACAUAGGUAUCUGAAUCUUGCUGAGAGCCUUGAUGUCGCGUUCGGUGCCUCCGUCCAGAUGACCCAUGUCUGGGAUGUCAACCUUGAAUGUGCAUUGUAUCUUCUGGUUUUCUGCGAGGAUGGAGUCUAUGGAGUAGUAAUCGUCGUCCAUGCUGGGUCAGGUGCGAAGUCACUGGUUAAGUCGUGUCCUGCACGCGACGCGAGAGCCCCGCG
This is a messenger RNA of Phanerochaete carnosa HHB-10118-sp, 3468 nucleotides long. RefSeq lists its product as uncharacterized. The transcript has 10 exons. Gene Ontology annotation, molecular function: protein kinase activity; ATP binding. Gene Ontology annotation, biological process: protein phosphorylation; vacuolar proton-transporting V-type ATPase complex assembly. Lineage: Eukaryota; Fungi; Basidiomycota; Agaricomycetes; Polyporales; Phanerochaetaceae. The coding region runs from base 689 to 2542 and encodes 617 amino acids. The record is from RefSeq and is a predicted model, not a curated record.